AUGGAAGUCGACGCACACGACGGUGACAAUGAUACUGUGGUGGGUCGCGCCAUUGCUGCCUAUUUUUGUCUUUCAGAGGAUGUUAUUGUCGUAAUGUGCCGUGAGUUCCGGCUUGGCGCGACUCAUAUGAUUGCUACAAUCACCUACCGUUUUAACUUGGCGGCAGAUGUUAGCAAGCGACUUGAAGGCGCUGUUGAAGUACGCUGCUUGAAGACUGGAGAAUUUCAUCAUGAGGCGUGGUGUAUUGAGAGCGUUGUCUUUGGGAAUCCUGUGGCCCUUUCUGCGUUCUCCAUGGUACAUGCUUCAAGUCGAUCAUGCAAAGAGGCCUGCCGAAGGCAGGCCACAUGGCCUGAUGUACUAUGUAAAACGUCAUGCUGGUGUAGCAUGGACUUUAUACGAGAUGUGAAGUAUGUGGAAGAAUCUCGUGGUUCGCGUACUGGUUUCACGAUCAUUAAAAGCCCCUCCUUUUUAGGCGAAAGCGCAGACGCCAUUACAACAUCCAUACUAGCUUUUUGUGAGGCUGUUCAAUACCCUGCAUCUGUUUUGGAUGAAUCGCACGUCUGGUAUGACUUGGAGCACGCAAAACUGUCUGCCCGUUCUACCACAGGAGCCAACUUCCACAUUGACUUUUGUCUCUGCAUGUUAGAAUGGCCGGACAUUUUGUCCGCAGCCACGGAUUUUUCCGAAAAGAAGUUGUUGGGUCGCUCCGCUCUUUGCCAGGCGACACUUGAUGCUCGCGCAGAUGUGUUAUUUGCGAAACCACUCUGGUCACUUCUUUGCUCUGGCAACGUUCACCAACAGCAGUGCCGGGGCGAAUGA
Trypanosoma rangeli is the source of this 819-nucleotide messenger RNA. Its product is annotated as trypanothione synthetase-like protein. The coding region runs from base 1 to 819 and encodes 272 amino acids. The record is from RefSeq and is a predicted model, not a curated record. Lineage: Eukaryota; Euglenozoa; Kinetoplastea; Trypanosomatida; Trypanosomatidae. The transcript has a single exon.